This is a messenger RNA of Etheostoma spectabile (orangethroat darter), 644 nucleotides long. It is a transcript of the gene mrps21, whose product is annotated as mitochondrial ribosomal protein S21. Gene Ontology annotation, molecular function: structural constituent of ribosome. The transcript is spliced from 2 exons. The coding region runs from base 100 to 363 and encodes 87 amino acids. Gene Ontology annotation, biological process: translation. Lineage: Eukaryota; Metazoa; Chordata; Actinopteri; Perciformes; Percidae. Gene Ontology annotation, cellular component: ribosome. The record is from RefSeq and is a predicted model, not a curated record.
UCACCUAGCGGUGAUUAUUGUAGUUUCUUGUAUCCGGAACCUCUUGUAUUAGUUACGUGUUUCCAGCCGGUUGACGAUUAAGCAAGCACUGGUCUCAUCAUGUCGAGGCACCUUCGCUUCAUUGCACGGACAGUGAUGGUCCAAGACAGCAACGUAGAUGCGGCGUACAAGACUUUAAACAGGCUCCUGACUCAGGAUGGGGUCAUUGAAACAGUGAAGCGCAAACGCUACUUUGAGAAGCCCUGCCGAGAGCGACAGCGGAAGAACUUUGAGAACUGCAGGCGGAUCUACCACACGGAAAUGGCCCGAAAAAUUGCCUUCAUCUCCAAGACAAACAAAGAAGAUCCCUGGCUCGGCUGCUGAUAAAAUGUCUGAUGAAACGGGACGUAAUCAAGACCAACACACUGUCACUGUCACAUCUCAAUGGACUUUGGGAAUGAAGUUGCUUUCAUUGUUUAAUAGUAAAAUGAAGUAGAUUGUGUCCAUUUUCUCUACUAAAUUUGGCAUGGCUGGGGAGUGCUUGUACUCACUUUUAGAUGUAAUGAGCAGGCUAUUAUAGUAUAACUAUUGUUUGAUGACAUUUUGUGUUUUGAAUCUAACCACACAAUCUUGCUAAUGAAAAAACUAAUAAAUGUGUGACAUGU